UGCCGCAGUUACAAGAAUUUAAAACAUUCAUGAAACAAUUAAAAACAGUUUUUUUUUUUUUGUUAAAUAGUUUUAAGAAUAACGUUUGGUUACGUUUAUAAAAAUCUAAUGAAAAGUAGAAGAGAAAGGAUAUGUCAUCUGGAUCUAUGAGUGAUAGCAAUUGUAUGAUAUUCCCGAAAUUCGUAUGUACAUACGUGUGUGCGUAUGCGUAUGCCUUCAUAUAUAAAUAACCACUAUGGCCCACUUAUGAUUAUUAUCGUCGGUGUAUCUAUCACUGGUGCCUUUAAUCUGUCAAAGCAUUUAUGCAUAAAUAAACUGCGCAUUUGCAUUGUUUAAUAUAACUCUCAAUGAAUGCAGAUUUGAACAAUUGUUAACUGCCACCGUGAUAGAAGAGUGACUCUCUCUUAACCACUGCUCCCAUAUAAAAGUGUGUUAACAAAUAAAGCUUUGGUUUUAAUUGUCAAAAAUGAUUUGUGUAACAGGCAGGCAUUUUUUUGAAAGAAUCAAAAGGAAGAACAAAUUCGUUUUGUAGGAGGAAGAAAAAUAAAUUAAUUCUUUUUAGAAUGUUAAAGAGUAUAAAAUUCAUAAAAGGAGCAGCAAUUCUUUUUCACUUUACUCAUAAUAUUAUUUGAUUAAAAUUACAAUAACGAAAUAAAAAGUUCCGCCCACUCUUCGAACAGCAUCACGAUUGCAGAUUUUUCAAAUCAUCGUCAUCAUCCAUAGCAGAUAAAAAUCAACAACAUUUAGACGACUGUAAAAAGAAGAAAUUUCAUAAUAAAUCAUUGCCGGAAAUGCACAAUCAUAAGAUCAAAAAUCAGGAAGUCAGGCAAAAAACCAAGCAACCACAACAAACGCUAACAGAUAAACGAGUGGAACAACAGACGUCGCUACCUUCAUUGCCUCGGCCCACUCUGCCAUCGCUCUCAAGUCCGUCACUUCCUACAACUCCGUCAACACCGUCGACCCCGUUAACCCCCCCAACACAUAUCCCUUAUGAUAUUGAUUGGAUAUUUCCGCGUAUGCUGAGACCCUCAGGAUUUUGGUAUGUUGUCAGUCAAAUCACUAUAUUCGCAGUUGGAUUAUUUAGUAAAAUUGUUUUGGUUCUUAUGAAUAAAACUCACGUUUACAAUAAACAAAGACUGAUAGAUGCUAUAGGUAAACGGCCGCCUGGUACUCCUUUAGUAACGGUUUCAAAUCACUAUUCAUGCUUCGAUGAUCCCGGCCUAUGGGGUGUGCUUCCCAUGCGAUAUGUAUGCAAUACAUUUAAAAUUCGUUGGUCCUUAGCUGCUCAUGAUAUUUGCUUUACAAAUAUAUAUCACUCGUUAUUUUUUAUGUACGGAAAAUGCAUUCCAAUUAUUCGUGGCAAUGGUGUGCACCAAAGCGCUGUAGAUGUUUGCAUACAAAAACUAAAAUUGGGCGAAUGGGUGCAUGUAUUUCCCGAAGGUAAGGUAAACAUGACCAAAGAGGAGAUGCGGCUUAAGUGGGGAGUGGGGCGCAUUAUUUACGAAUCGCCACGUGUCCCCAUUAUACUGCCAAUGUGGCACGAAGGCAUGGAUAGUGUAUUACCUAACACUGAACCGUAUUAUUUGAAAUUCGGCAAAAAAGUGACGCUAAACGUAGGAAAACCUAUUGAUAUGAAUGAUUUUAUCGAAGAUCUUAAAUUUCGUGGUGUUAAAGAGAUCGUGGCUCGUAAACUAAUUACGGAUAAAAUUCAAGAUGUUUUUCAUAAAUUACGCUUAGAAACUGAAGAGCUUCAUAGAAAUCGUUUUCUUUAAGAACAUUUUUUCAAUGCUUUUUUUUUUGUUGUAUAUACAUAAUUGAUUAGCGUGUGGUGUGGACGGGUAUUAUUGCUAUUAACAUUUGCUGCUCUUUCUUCGCAUAUAUUUAUUUCAAUCAUUUUGAUAAUUAGAUAAAUUAAAAGCAUUUGUUUUAUUUUUUUUUCUUUUUUGGCUUUUGUAUUAUUUUAUUGUAAAAGAAAACUAAAUAGAAAAUGUCCUUGGAAUACUCGCAUUAUUGUUAAAUUAGUUAGAUUUUUUAAAUUAUUGUUAUAAAAAAAAAAAAAAAGUUGUUAUAAAUUUUUAAUUAUG
Glossina fuscipes is the source of this 2087-nucleotide messenger RNA. RefSeq names its product tafazzin homolog (gene Taz). Gene Ontology annotation, biological process: cardiolipin acyl-chain remodeling; inner mitochondrial membrane organization. Gene Ontology annotation, cellular component: mitochondrial membrane. Gene Ontology annotation, molecular function: 1-acylglycerophosphocholine O-acyltransferase activity. NCBI's taxonomy places the organism in Eukaryota, Metazoa, Arthropoda, Insecta, Diptera, Glossinidae. The coding region runs from base 792 to 1775 and encodes 327 amino acids. The record is from RefSeq and is a predicted model, not a curated record. The transcript is spliced from 6 exons.